Aspergillus uvarum CBS 121591 is the source of this 1100-nucleotide messenger RNA. RefSeq names its product sucrase/ferredoxin-like domain-containing protein. The record is from RefSeq and is a predicted model, not a curated record. The coding region runs from base 136 to 1017 and encodes 293 amino acids. The transcript is spliced from 2 exons. Lineage: Eukaryota; Fungi; Ascomycota; Eurotiomycetes; Eurotiales; Aspergillaceae.
CAGAUUGGUUCUUUGUUUUCCCCUCUCGUGUCCGAGCAGUUCAGUCAAUCAUCGUACGAUAUACCCUUUCUCUUCGCAGAUCAGUAACCUACGAAAAAUCACCAUUAUCUCAAACGUCAAGCGUCGCCAGCUACGAUGCUCCGGUCCCUCCUGUCGCGCGGCGGCCUGAUUCGCAACGACGACUACAUCUUCCCCAGCGUGGAUCCCACGCAAGACGGGCCCGACUGCAAGCAAGACUGCGCCGACUGCACGGUACAAUUCCCGUCGAAGGUGAAGGUCGAGACCUCCCGGCCGCUGUACGGCCACAUCAAAGAAUUCCACACGCACGUCCUAGUCGCGACAGGGAAGUCGGACUGGACGGAACAUGUCGAGAACGAGAAGGGAUCGCUCAUGGAGGCGUUUGAUGCUUCCUCCAACCAGUCAAAGCACGGGCGCAUGAUGAUCUCGGCCUCGAAUCUCCAGUCCCACCACGAGGAGGAAGAAAACGAAAACAACGGGACCACCAUCCUCCUCCUCCCGUCCUUCACCUUCCUCGACUCCGUGCACAAAGCCGAUGUCCGCGAGGUCGUAGACCGAUACAUCGACGCCCCGCUCUCCAACAAAGGCCUUGUGGCCCACGAUCCCGCCUCGCAACUCUCCCCGCGACCAUGCCAGUACGACUACGUGGUGCUGCUCUGCUCACACCGCCGGCGCGACGCGCGCUGCGGGAUCACCGCCCCGCUGAUCAAGAAGGAGCUGGAGCGACACCUGCGGCCGCUGGGACUGUACCGCGACGCGAACGAUGAGCGGCCCGGCGGCGUGGGCAUCUUCUUCGUCUCGCAUGUCGGCGGCCACAAGUUCUCGGCCAAUGUGCUGGUGUACCGGAAGGCGCAGGAGCAGAUGAUCUGGCUGGCCCGGAUCCGGCCAGAGCACUGCGCGGGCAUCGUCAAGUACACGCUUCUGCAGGGGAAGGUGGUGCAUCCUGAAUCUCAGUUGCGGGGUGGGUUUGAUCGAUGUCGUGGUGUGACGAGUUGGUGAUAGAUGUUGUUUUCUUGCUCUUUCAAGAUAGAAUUAAUGAUCAUGAUUAAAUUUGUAUACUUAGCUAAUACCCAAUCAAGUCA